GGACUCUGUUUUCUUCUGCUUUUCUUUCUCAACCGUUCCUUUUCCUCUCCCAAUCGCCUCACUUGCCUUCCUCCAAUUCUCUUCUUCUUCUUCUUGGAUUUUUUUUCCCCCUUCUUUAUAUUUACACCUGUACGGUGGACCUCGAUUUCGUUUCUACUCGUCCAAAAUCCGCCGGCGACUCUGCUUUCCUUCGCGAGAUAUGGCUGGUACGGCGGGGGAGAUCAUGCUGUUCGGAGUCAGAGUGGUGGUUGAUUCGAUGAGGAAGAGCGUCAGUCUCAACAAUCUCUCGCAGUACGAGCAGCCUUCUGCUCUUGUUCAGGCGAAUGACGGCGGCGUCGGAGUCGACAACAAGGAAGGGGAGAAGGAUACUCACAACGAUGUCAAGGAAGACGCCGUCGUCGCUGCUGGUUACGGCUCCGCCGACGACGCCGUUCAUCACUCCUCUUCUGUUUCUCGCUCCGAGCGCAAGCGAGGGGUGCCGUGGACAGAGGAGGAGCACAAGCUGUUCCUGAUUGGAUUGCAGAAGGUAGGGAAGGGAGAUUGGAGAGGAAUCUCUCGCAAUUUCGUCAAGACAAGGACUCCUACUCAGGUCGCCAGUCACGCUCAGAAGUACUUCCUCCGGCGACUCAACAUCAAUCGCCGCCGCCGCAGAUCUAGCCUCUUUGACAUCACUACUGAUACGGUCGCUGGGAUUUCCAUGGGAGGAGAAGAGCAACAGCAAGAGAAUAAGAAGAAGAGGACCACCACCACCAGCCAUAGCAGCAACUUCCCAGUGAUGUCAAAUUUCACCAUAUCCACCACCAAUUCAGCAGCCGUACUGAAUACCACCCAGAUCCCUGUGGUGGAUAACUUAUCAUUAGGAGGAGGACAAGGCAACAAUCAAUGCAUUUCUGCUUCAAACCUUAUCCGCCCUCCUGCCCUUGUCCAUCAAUCAUCCCUCUCAAGGACGAUAUCUGAUGUCGACUUGAAUCUAAACUCGUCUCCGGCUGCUGCUGCUGCUGAUCCAUUGCCAUUGUCACUGAAUCUGUCACUGCAUUCCAACGAGACGACGACAGCCAGGCGCCCUGGGUUCCAGAUGAUGUCUAGCCUGAGCGGGGACAGCAGCAUCAGCGUAGCUUGAUUAUGGUGGAGGGGUAAAAGGGCUUACUGCUAACACCGGAGCAAGUUGUUGCUGGUUAAUUAAGGGCUAAACAGCAUAAAAUUAGGUAAGGUUGGAGAUUCAGAGAGAAGGAAAGAAGUUUGAGGGGGGAUGUUUGGCUGUGGUUAUGACUGUUAAGGUAAAAAUGGAUCUUAAUUGUGACUGGUGGUGAAGAAGAAGAAGAAGAACUCUCAAAUCUUUUGUUCAAUUAUAAUGUACAGACUGAAGGUGGAAGGGGGGGAAGUGGGAUUGGGUUGAUGAUGCUGUUUUCUUUUGUUUAAUUCCUAAUUUAGUUUGGUUCUGUUUGUUUCAACAAAAUUGACAACCCUCUCUGCUUCCCCCACCUUGUUAGAUUCCUUUUGGCUUGUUUUGUUUUUGUGUGUUUGUUGUGUAGUUUAGAUCGUGAUGUAGCUUUUGAGCAGUGACAGGCAGGCUUGAAUUAAAAGUAAGACAUAAUUUAGGGUUGAUAUAUGUACGUAUUAAUAUUAAUAAGAAAGGAUUAGGAAAAUGGGUUGUAUUUUAAGAAAAAUGGUUAUGGAGGCUGGAGGGUGAAGUGAAUGGGGACUAUGGCAGGGAAGGUGAAGGGCAUAUGGUCCCAACUGGAUGAAGAUAAGGGAUAGGAUUAGGAUAUUGUUGUUGUGUUUGUGUGUAAGGCGGUGCUGUGGGUUAGUAAUAUGCUUAGUGCUGACUUCGCUGUAGGGCUGGUUGGCUGCUGCCAACAAUAAAAUAAAGGUGGUGUAGUGUUUUUUAAUUGACUUUUGGGGUCAUUGAAGGGGCCCUAUGCAUCAUUUUCUCUCUCUUUAUAUUUGGAAAUCCUUAAUCUACUAGUUUUGUCA
This is a messenger RNA of Linum tenue, 1974 nucleotides long. The record is from the annotation of a GenBank genome assembly. Lineage: Eukaryota; Viridiplantae; Streptophyta; Magnoliopsida; Malpighiales; Linaceae.